AAAACAGCUGACAGUCGAAAUCAAUGUAGCUAUCUCUCGCGGCGCCAGCCCUACCCGGGUCGUGAAUUAGAUUACGUUUGAUAGUUCAGUAGCUGCGCUCAGUAUGCAGGAUAAUUUUAUCUGUCUAGUUAUAUAGGUCUUUUUUUUUUCGCGUUUUAUUUCUUGCAUUGUCUCGGUGCACAUAAAUGUGAGAUGUGUACCGGCAUGUCAUCUAGUAAGCUAGCUUAUUUACAGUUGUUGCAAGUAUUACUUUACUUAAAUGCGGUUUCCUCUAUUAAUUUGACAGAUGGAGAUGUUUUGAAAAUGCCACUCACCGGGUAUGAUGUCGGCAGACAGUUUGGAGAAGCAGAAGGAGACAUUUUUUUAGUAAUGCCCGUGAGCAUCGUUCAGUUUUCUGUCGGAAACAUUGAUCCGUCGGUUCAUUUCAUAGUUUUCCAAGCCCACUCACACCUCCACAACGUGUCGCUGUCGUACAGCAAAGAGCUCGUCCAGCACCGCUACGUCAACGGCACAAACCUUGGCUUGGUGGAGAUGACCAAGUCUGUCAGUGGAUCUUCCGUUGAUUUUUUCCUGCACAACGCAAACGAUUUCAACGUUUCAAUAUUUGUUGCUGCGCAAGCUUACGGGAAAAAUGUGCCGAUACCCGGAGGCUGCAACAUGGAGUUCUCCGUCGAAGUCGCCCCGUUCCUCCGCGUGUCGUACGACUCGAGCAUCGUGACCGUGGACAGUCAGCGCGCUGCGGUGGCCGGUGAUCAGUACUGCGAGACGCAUCUCGCGGACCAGAAGGUGUACCACGCCUACGUGACGGAGAGGGACUUCUCCAGCGAGACCUACUUCGCUGCGCUGAGGAGCAUGAUGAGUGACACCAACAUUUCCCGUCACGCACAAGAGAUCCCUGCGACUGGUCUAAUCUCUCCGUUGAGAAGGAUGUACAGCGCGUACAGUGGCACGGGGUCUGUCCACGCUGUGGUUGCGACGAGAGGUGACUUCGUCUCGGUUUACGUGCCGGCGUUCACGUAUGCGUGUGAUCCGACCACGGAUUCCUGCGAUGUCCUCAAAACACCUUUUUCAAAAGUCCUAUGUGCUGUGGUAUUGUUUGUUGGUCUGCUGAUGUGCCUUUUUGGGCACAAGUUUUUCAAAACAGAGAUGUUCUUGCUGGGUUGCAUUUCUGGUGGCCUAGUAGCUCAUAUAUUGAUAUCUAUAUUUUUUGAUCUCAACUACCCAGUGAAUGUCACAGUUUCUCUAGUUAUUGGGGCUUUUAUGGGAGUCAUUUGGCUGUAUGUUUGGUGCUUCUGUGGCAGCCCAGUGUUAUCAGUUCUUCUUGCAACUUUGACACUUGGGUUCAUUUUUACGGCCACUAUGUUUUACGCAGGAAUUGCUGACUACAACUUCGUUCAGAGUGACUUGAAUUUCUGGGCUCUGUUCAGUGGUUUGAUGUUGAUUGUAUCAUUGCUGCUGAUACCGUCGAACAUGAAAGCCAACAUUGUCUCUUGCGCUGUCCUCGGGGCGUAUGCAUUCAUCAUCCCAGUAGACCAUUACAUUGGGUCUAACUUGAAGUACAUAACCGUCAACAUGAUACGCAGAGCGACGGUCCCGGAUUUCAAGAAGGCUUUCAUCAACCCACCGUUUCAGUUCAAAGAUUUGAUCUUGACGUUCACGUGGAUUGGCUUGGCGCUGGCCGGAGUCAUGAUACAGUGCUGCCAACAGCGGAGCAGGCCGCCGUUCCCUCCCCCUCCCCGGCGGAACCGCUGGCGGGGUCGGAGGAAGCAGCAGCAGCAGCGGCGGCCCAGGAGGUCGCGGGUUACCGCGAGGCUACCCGGGCCCCGCGCCGCGGAGACCAGUCCCCUUCUCGCCGGGCUGGACUUCCCCUCGUGGUACUCCGGCCCCGGCAUGCCGGAGUCCCCGGAGUCCCCGGAGUCCCCGGGGUCCCCGGAGUCGCGCGACCAGCUGUCCAAGCUGCGGUCUUACCUCUCGGGGCUGUCGCCGACCUUCUCGCCCCGCUUCGCCGAGUCUCCGACCGCCCCUUACAUCUCGCCGUACAACUCCGUGUAGUUGUCGGGGAUAUCUUCAUUGUUAUCUUUAAUGCUGAAGCUAACAACACCGUGUUUUAUCUUUAAUGUUGAUGCAAACAACACCAGGUUUUAUCUUUAAUGUUGAAGCAAACAACACCGUGAUUUAUCUUUAAUGUUGAUGCAAACAACACCAGGUUUUAUCUUUAAUGUUGAAGCAAACAACACCGUGAUUUAUCUUUAAUGUUGAUGCAAACAACACCAUUUUUUAUCUUUAAUGUUGAAGCAAACAACACCGUUUUUAUCUUUAAUGUUGAAGCAAACAACACCGUGAUUUAUCUUUAAUGUUGAUGCAAACAACACCAUUUUUUAUCUUUAAUGUUGAAGCAAACAACACCGUUUUUAUCUUUAAUGUUGAAGCAAACAACACCGUGAUUUAUCUUUAAUGUUGAUGCAAACAACACCAGGUUUUAUCUUUAAUGCUGAAGCAAACAACACCGUUUUUAUCUUUAAUGUUGAUGCAAACAACACCAGGUUUUAUCUUUAAUGUUGAAGCAAACAACACCGUGAUUUAUCUUUAAUGUUGAUGCAAACAACACCAUUUUUUAUCUUUAAUGUUGAAGCAAACAACACCAUUUUUAUCUUUAAUGUUGAAGCAAACAACACCGUUUUUAUCUUUAAUGUUGAAGCAAACAUCACCGUGCGUUAUCUUUAAUGUUGAUGCAAACAUCACCGUGUUUUAUCUUUAAUGUUGAAGCAAACAACACCGUGUUUUAUCUUUAUUGUUGAAGCAAACAACACUGUUCUAUCUUUAAUGUUGAAGCAAACAACACCGUGCAGUGCAAUGUGUUAUUUUCAUUGAAGUAAUUUGAUAACUAUCACCGAAAAUUAUAUAGUUUUUUUAAGUAUUAAAAACACUUGAAGUAAUUUUAUAAUUAUCACUGUAAAUUAUAUAGUAUUUUUAAAGCAUUAAAAACACUUAAGGUAGACUCGAAAAAUUUUAAAUGAAUGCAUGAUUGUUCAUAUAUACACUUGUUGGUCUCCGAAUAGCUCUCUUGUGUGGUUGCAUGUAAUUUUUAAAUAAUUUUAAAGGUGCUCAGUAGUUAUAAUUUAUGAUUUUAAUCGGUGCGUAUUUUUUAUUUUUUUUUCUAUCUUUUUUUAAAACUGUAAGAAAAUUUUAUUCUAGAAAGCAACUUUUCUGUAGUGUCAUACGGUAAGGUCAAACUUUUAAAUGAAUCACUUUUUCUGAAUGACUUUGGUUCCGCAGAGCUUUGAAUUCUACUAAUUUUUGUUUACAAUUGGUGCUAUAAAACAUAUUUUAAAGUGGAUGUUUUAUUUUUAGCUUCAUACAUCACUUGCUUCAUAAAAAUUUAAGACAUUUAUUGCAGUUAAUAUAAACAUUAAGACUUAUGAAAACUAAAUGAUAGUGUUUAGUAAUUAGCUCUAGCCUAUUAAUUAUUAUAUGUAAGUCUGUUUGCAUCAAGAAAAUUUGUAAGGCUGUUUUUAAUGUUCUUCAUGCUUUUUACUUUGUAAUUAUUUCAUCCUUGAACCAUCAUUGUAUCCUUUUGUUAGGCAUAGUGGUCCAGAUGUUGUUACUGUCAACUGGAGAUACUUUAUGUAUAUUUACAGUGAGUGUUUAUUGUAUUUUUUUUAGUGUACGUAAUACGUGUUUAUAAAUUCCCUCGUAUGUGCAAUUUUCUAUCAGUAGAUAGGUUCAUUUAUGAUGUGUAUAGUUAUUUCGAGCUUCGGUAAAAAAAAAAGUAUAUGAAUGUUUUACCAGAUAGUGAGCUAGGGGAUGAUUACUGUAUAUGGGCAGUACAAUUAAAUAAUUUAAUCCACUAUUACGCACAUUUUGUAGGGUAGACAGCAAUGUCCUCAAGUCCAGCAAUGUUUCAGUUUGGCUUUAGGUGAACAAAAGAUGUACUAACUACCAGUUUAUUAAGACAUUUCCGAAGAAAUCGAGCAAGCGUUCAGGGCGUUUUAGCCGCAUAGCCUAGCUCUGCCAAUAUGGUAUGCCGAUAGCGUUUAUUUCUAAACGCGCGUCUUCCAACAUUGAGUUCGUACGUGUUCCCAAGACUGAUAAACAAGCAAGGAAAUGCAACUGGCCGUAAGAAGUGCAGUCCAACAACGCAAGGACGUCUCCAGGAAAGUGAGCCGAUGUUUUUCAUUUUUAUUUCACUUGUUUGUCCAGUGUUCUUUUUUGAAAUAUGGACAUUAUUGGGGAAAAGAAAAUUUUAAAUUUUUUUAGCAUGUAAAUUAAAGUGCUGGUAGAUGCAUGAUUCCGUAUUUUAAAAAAAAAAACUUUAUUUAAAUAUUGUAUUGCCACGUAUUAUAUCGGUAUUUUAUCAUAAGCAUUUAUAAAACUGACCCGAAGAUAAUUUAUCAGGAAAUAAUAUCAACAUUUCUUAAGGUAAAUUAGCAGAACCAUCGUCGAAAUUUUAUGUUCUAGGUUGGUCUAAAAUUAUGUUUCUAAGAGUUUAUUUAUUUAUUUAUUUAUUUAUUUUUAAUUUUCCAGAGGACGGCCUCCAUAAAAGUAAUAAAUAAAAAAAGCCCAGGGUACAUACCCGCAGAGUCUAGCACCGCCACUGCCAACGAGGUUCUGAUACAAAAUCCGUAACAUUCUGAUUACAGCCCAUGUAUCCGGUGCAGGAUAUCCGCUGAUCACGGAAGUCACAAAAAAGUAACGGAACUGAAGGAAUGGUCACAAAAAUCACGGAAAAGUCCCAUAAUAUAACGGCAAUGGUGCUGGCAGUAACGAAACCUUAUUUCCAGCAACUUUUGCCUCAUUUGCAUUUUUUUAUACCUCGCCGAAGUUUAUAGUCGUCCAUUGAAUAUAAAUAGUGUGAGAUAGUCCACUUAAAUCAUGUGGUAAUUAUCUCUGUAAACGUUUUAUCUUUUUAACGUAAAAAUUUGCACGUUCACGCGAAUAGUACAUGUAUUUCGUAUUAUGUUUAAUUUCUUUUUUUAUCAAAGGUGAAAAGUAACCCUGUGAUAAAAAAAAGCCAUAAAAUGUUUUUAUUAUGUCUUCGAAAAGUUUUGAAAAUUUUAACUCGGUAUUUGCAACACGUUGCUAUACCAAACAUGUUCUGUAUCGAUCUGCGUAUGUUAAUUUUUUUGUCAGUACAUGCAUCCAGUGUCGUACACGCACAGUGUGUAUCUUCGCUUCAAUUGCAAACUCACGUUAUCUAAAUGUAAUAUGGUUGAAUGGUCUGUCUGUUGAACCUAAUGUCCUCGGUUCGUUUUCUGGCCAUGUGUGAAAAACUUCCUAUCCGUGGUCUGGACUAGAUUUCUGUCUUCUCCCUUCACGUACGUACUGCAGAAGACAGACCUCUAAACCACUGGGUUAUCACUGUGCCUUGUCUGCCUUGGUCACCCCCAGGUAUGUCAACCUCUCCCCUCAUCCGUCAUCGUUGAAAAUCAUCUACCAUUUUAAAAGCUUACAUCAUUAAUUUUUAUCUUUUCAUCACAUAAUGUUUUGGAUGAUGUUUUGGGUCUGUUUGCUAGACAUUUUGCACUUGUUGCCUGCCCUUAGGAUUUGAGUUUUAAGGAGUUGUUUCUGCUACAUCUAUAUAAAUAAAAAUGUAUAUGACCUUUCGUUCAAAAUCUUAAAUAUCCGAAAGUUCUAAACGGAUCGCUUUGGAAUUUUGACACGGCGUCGCAUACGAAUACGCGCGUGUUUUGAUAUGCCUAGGUCACACCUGUAACAGGUAAAAAUAUAGAUAAAAUACAGGUAAGUAAAAUAUAUAUAGGUAAGUGAAUUUGUGUGUGUUCGCCUUUUGUUUUAUAAAGAUAUACAGAUAAGAAGAUAGGCAUAGAGAUAUAUAGAGAGGUAUGGAGAGAUAGAGGUAUACACAUAAAAUAUGUAUGGAUAGAGAGAGGGGUAUUUAGAUAUAUAGAGGUGUAGAGACCUAUAGAUAGGGAAAUAUAUUGAGAUAUAGAUAGAUACAUAGAGAGAGAUGCUUUGUAUAUGUGUACCUACAUAAAUCAAUUACAAAAAAAAUUUAAAGAUGCAGAGCAAUGCUUGCUGUGAUUUAGCUAGUAAUGAAAUACAUUUGGUGCCUUUUAUGAUUGAUAUAAAAUUAAUUUUUAAAGUUGUUAUUUUGUAGUGUGUCAUAGGCUUUGUCUGUUGUGACUUUUUAUUACUAAAAUGUAAGAUGUGAUAUUUUUACUCUAAUGUCAAGUUAGGUAUUUUAGUGUUGUAUCAUUUAUAGCAGAUAAGCACAUAUGCUUAAUUUUAAUUAUGGGUGAUAUUUUUAUCAUACUUUACACAUGUUUUUCUUUCCUAAAUGGCACAAUAUAUGCAACCACAUAACCAAUGCUGAACUUAAAAAUUUUCAUUACCAGUAAGUUACCAAAAGAACAUAUUUCUCAUGUUAUGCAAAAAAUUUCUACAACUUUAUAAUUUUUUUGUUAAAAAAAAUCAGACUGAUAAUUUUAUUUCUAAUUAGUUUGGCAAUAAUAUUAAUUUUAAAAAAUAUUUUUGUUAAACUUCAUGGAAGGGAAAAUAAUAUUAGUUUACUUUUUGGUAAUAUUGAUUGCAUUUAGUAAACAGUGUAUGUGCAUGUUGUAUGUCUAAGUACAAAUAAAAUUUGGUGCUUGGUAACAAAUACUUUUAAAAUCUUUGAAUGAUUUUAAAAGUUUAUACAAUUUUUUAUUUCUUUUAAGAAUAUUCGCUUACAUUUUAGGGUUGUGCAAAUUUAAUUGGUGUAUAAAAAAAUUGAGAAAUGUAUAAAUAAAUAAUUUUUAAAUGUUUUAUGUAUGAGAUACAAACAAUAUUUUUGUAACUGAAACUUAUCUGUGUAGUGUUUUUAUCUAUAAAGAGCUGAAAGGAAAGGGAUUGUGCCUAUAUUCACAAAGUAUUGGCAUAUAUAGUUCUACCUUGGUUAAUUUAUUUUGAGAUUUAUCAGUUAGUAUUUUUGUGUCUAAAAUUUAAAUGAAAAAAUAUAUAUUUAGUUGUUUUACUGUCCGGGCCAAUCCAGAUUCACUGAAGAAUAAGUUGAUGAUUGCAAAAAAGUACAUACAACCAAGUUUUAUGUCACCAAAAAUUUAUAUGUUUAAGUUGCAGGAUGAGUGGCUGAUAUGUAAUGAAUACAUCUCAACAUCUGCUGUAAUGCUUUUGUUUUUUUCGGUCAUGAUGAAUUUCUCACAUUUCUUAUACAUAUUAAUGAUAAUUUUCAUUCUAGGGCCUGUGCGAAUAGUAGUUUUUUUUUUAUCCAAAGUGAAUAUUGAAUAGAAUGUUUAAAAUAUUUGCAAAGUCGAAUCAACUCGCGAAAUAAUGUUCUCGGUGAGCUGUAUUACACUUAUUUUAUAAAAUACAGGAUCAAAGUAAAAAAAAAUAAUCGUUAAACAUUUGUAAUGUUAGAUUUCAUUAAGUCAUUAACCAAUUGGUUUAUAAUAUCAUUCAAUAGAAUUAUAAAAUAACCAUGCAUAAUUUUAAUAUUGAGCAUAAAAGCAAAUGGAGUGCCUUCUUUUGAUUUUUCCAAGUAACCAACUUUAUUAAAGCAAAACAUAUACAAUAAAAAAAAUUACUGUAAAUAUUUUAUGAGCACAUCUUUAUCUUCCAAUAUUUUAAAGCUUUGCUACAAAUGCGAAACUUCACAUCAGACUCAAAGCCUUGCAUAAAAAACCAAAGCUUCAAAUAAAACAAAUAGCAAAUUUCCUGGUGAAGUCAAAUAGAAUAUUAAAAAGAGUUUCGAUUUAUUCACUUUGUUGAACUUCACUUAGGCCUAUUUCAUUCGUAGUCUGUAGUUUUUAAAGUCAUAUAGUAGUGGUACAUUUCAUCCUAGUCAUGUCAAAAGCAGUUAUAUACUAAAUAAAUUGUUUUCUUAAAUUAUUAUAUCAUGACCAACAACUAAGGUCAUGUUGUGUGUUUUAGUUUAUUUCCUUAUAAGUAGAACUUUUUGUCACAUUAGAAUGUUGUUGUGUUUGAAAAAAUGUAGUUUCUAUUACAUUUUUUUUUAGUCUUGUUAAAGUUUAAAAGUGUUUUGCUAUGUACCUGUCAUUUGGCAUGAUAUUAAAAAUAUAAGUGAAAUAUUUUAAUGAGUUGUUAGUGUUGUUAUUUUUUUUUUUUUUAAUAUUUUAAAAUGCUAGUUUUUCUGCUUUAUUGUUAUACAAUACAUCUGUGGUUUAUACAUAGAUGGCAGGAAUGUUUUAGUAUGAAUUAAAUAAAUCUUAAGUGUAUUCUUUAUGUUGUGAAAAAUAUUAUUUUUGUUUAUUAGGGAAUUGUGUUAAAAUAGUUCAUUGUAACUUCUGUAAGAUUAUAUUUCAAUAAACAUUUUGGCU
Bacillus rossius redtenbacheri is the source of this 8291-nucleotide messenger RNA. RefSeq names its product transmembrane 7 superfamily member 3-like. The record is from RefSeq and is a predicted model, not a curated record. Gene Ontology annotation, cellular component: plasma membrane. The coding region runs from base 193 to 2052 and encodes 619 amino acids. NCBI's taxonomy places the organism in Eukaryota, Metazoa, Arthropoda, Insecta, Phasmatodea, Bacillidae. Gene Ontology annotation, biological process: negative regulation of programmed cell death. The transcript is spliced from 8 exons.